This is a messenger RNA of Fusarium redolens, 615 nucleotides long. RefSeq lists its product as uncharacterized. Bases 1 to 615 code for a protein of 204 amino acids. The record is from RefSeq and is a predicted model, not a curated record. Gene Ontology annotation, cellular component: nucleus. The transcript is spliced from 5 exons. NCBI's taxonomy places the organism in Eukaryota, Fungi, Ascomycota, Sordariomycetes, Hypocreales, Nectriaceae.
AUGAUUUUGGAGCCUUUCACUUCCAUUGCCUAUCAGUGGAUCUUCUCGUCGAGUUGUGGACCCGUUUGGGACUCUUGUAUGAUAACCAUGAAAAUGACAGCAUAUUCUAUCCAGGAUCACUUCGUUGAUGAAGACGCCAUCAUCGCCUCCACCAUUCUAGGCUGGCACGACACUGAUAGAUACCAGGGCUGCGUGUAUUUCCAAGUGAAAUGGCAAGGCCAUGAGAGCAGCAAAGAGUGGACAUGGGAGCCCCAGACGAAUCUCGAAAUCGAAGGCGACAUGUUGGUGAAAGAAUAUUUCGAAAGCCUCGCCAAGCGACGGAAGAGAGUCCGAAGGUCUGCAAGGAAGCAACCGAGUCCAUCGGGUGCUACGGUUGGCACUGGACGUGGCAGGAGGAAUGAAUGCCAUCGAACUGUCCCCUCAGGCCGCGUAGCAAAGUUGGCAUGGGAACCCCCACGAGGUAGUUGGGAACAUGAACCUCUCCAUAUCGAUGGCUGCGGGGGAGACAGCGCAGAAACCCUGAUGAUCUACAUUACCUGGCUCGGAGGUCAUAGGACCAGGCAUAAAAUGGAUGUGCUAUGCAACAAAUGCCCCCAGAAAGUAGGAAUACCUUGA